Messenger RNA from Anarrhichthys ocellatus (wolf-eel), 2792 nucleotides. RefSeq names its product F-box and leucine-rich repeat protein 5 (gene fbxl5). The coding region runs from base 22 to 2112 and encodes 696 amino acids. The record is from RefSeq and is a predicted model, not a curated record. Gene Ontology annotation, biological process: SCF-dependent proteasomal ubiquitin-dependent protein catabolic process; intracellular iron ion homeostasis. Lineage: Eukaryota; Metazoa; Chordata; Actinopteri; Perciformes; Anarhichadidae. The transcript has 11 exons. Gene Ontology annotation, cellular component: cytoplasm; SCF ubiquitin ligase complex. Gene Ontology annotation, molecular function: protein binding.
CUGAGCUUCAGUGUGUAAAAGAUGGCUCCCUUUCCAGACGAGGUGGAUGUUUUUACUGGCCCACACUGGCGAAUGAAGCAGCUGGUGGGCUUAUACUGCGAAAAGCUGUCUAAAACCAACUUCUCCAACAACAAAGAUUUCCGCUCGUUUCUUCAGUCGCUGUGCGCCACCUUUAAGGAGUUCAAGAUGCACGAACAAAUUGAGAAUGAGUACAUUAUCGGCCUGUUGCAGCAGCGCUGCUGCACUGUGUACAACGUGCACUCUGACAACAAGCUCUCAGAGAUGUUGUCCCUCUUUGAAAAAGGGUUGCACAACGUCAAGAGUGAAUACGAGCAGCUUAACUAUGCCCGGCAGCUGAAGGAGCGACUAGAAGCUUUCACACAAGACUUUCUGCCCCACAUGAAGGAAGAAGAAGAGGUGUUUCAGCCGAUGCUGAUGCAGUACUUCACCUACGAGGAGCUCAAGGACAUCAAGAAGCAGGUGAUAGCGCAGCACUGCAGCCAAAACCAGUGGGACUGUGCUGCUGAGGUGCUGAAGGGCUUCAGUCUGUGGAGUCAGGCAGAGGAGCUGCAAAAGGCCUUUAAAUAUGCCGACCACGAGAAGACCGAUUAUGACCUGGAAAAGAACAAGAACCCUUCAGCCCACAUCUCCCAGCUUCCUGCUGAAAUCAUGCUGAGGCUCUUCCACUAUUUGAGCCCUGAAGAUCUGAGUCGCUGUAGUCAAGUGUGCAGCUCCUGGUCCGAUCUGGCAAAGACCGGCUCCCUGUGGAGACACCUGUACCCUGUACGCUGGGCCAGAGGUGAUUAUUAUACUGGCCCCCCUGGGGUCCUGGACCAGGAGCCAGAUGAGGAGUGGGUGACGAGUCGGCAGAAAGAGGGUCGGGCCUAUCAGGAGUGGGACGAGGACGCUGAUGUCGAUGAGUCUGAUGGGUCUAAACGAGGCUCCCUGGCUAUCGACACCGCUCAGCGAGAGAAGAGGCUUCUGAACGGGAUCAUCCAGAACCUCCUUCCAGCCGUGGGGCUGUCUGUGAAGUCCAUCGUUCUGGCCUACAGUUCUACGGUCUCCAGUAAAAUGGUGCGCCAGAUCCUCAAUCUCUGCCCCAACAUUACUCACCUGGACCUGACCCAGACGGAUGUCACCGAUUGUGCGUUUGACAGCUGGUCGUCUCUCGGAGCUUGUCUCUAUCUGGAGCACCUGGAUCUGUCGGGGUGUGAGAAGAUCACGGACUACACCACGAAGAAGCUGUCCGUCGGUCUGGGCGACCUCACGUCCUCCACCUGCUUUGACCAGCGCUCAGACCGGCGGGCCAAGCUCCUCAAGAGUUCCUCGAUCCCCAUCACGCUCACGGAAGAGAGGAACCUGCACCCGGCCAGGCACCAGCGGCAGGCCAUCAUUUUCAAGCCAGGGACGGAGCGCUGGGGCGCCGCCGGCACCCCGACGCAAGUGUGGGUCCUGGACCCCUCGGACCUCGCCGACAUCGAGGACACCGCUGAGUGGAGCCGCCGUGGUGGGCUGUCUCUUCCCGUGGCGGAGAGCUUCGUGGAGGCGCAGCUCGCGGGGAGCUCUUGCUGUUGCAGGAGGCGCGGGCACAGGACGGGCCCAAACGCCUCUUUCUUGCAUCAGCAGUACGCCAGUAUGUCGGGGGAGAUGCUCUGCGGUCACUCCACCUGCUGCACCGGCGACACGGCCCUCAGGACUUUUGCCGGGCCUCGGUGCGAGUCGGGCUCCACCAGGAGCGGCUCCGCAGAGUUUCGGACUAAAUGCUCCUCUUUUGGGGGCCUGCGGUGCCCCGAGCGGGAAAACAGGACUGACCGGUCGGAGGCAAAACGCUCACUGAGGUUUCUCAGUUUCUCCGGAUGUUAUCAAGUCACAGACCUGGGCUUGAGGGCUCUGUCGCAGCGUGGAGGGCUUCCUUUCCUGGAGCAUCUCAACCUGUCCGGCUGCCUCUUCAUCACUGAGGCGGGGCUGCAGGAGCUGGUGUCGGCCUGUCCGUCCCUCAACGACGAGCACUUCUAUUACUGCGACAACAUCAACGGUCCUCAUGCAGACACGGCCAGCGGCUGCCAGAACCUGCAGUGUGGUUUCAGGGCCUGCUGUCGCUCCGGAGAGUGAUCCGCCCGGCAACACUCUCCUGAAAACAAAACAAAAAGAUAAAUAUCACGUCUCCUUUUUUAUGCACUUUAUCCUGGAAUACCGGUUUAUGUAUUUCAUGUCACUUCAAAACAAAAUGUUUCUGGAUGAAACGUUUUUUGUUGCUCCUGUUAUUUCCAUCUAUAUUAAAUGGAAAUAAUCUUUUUAGGAAAGGAAAACACAAAAGGGGUGACGAUGGAUUUGAAGUGUCUGAACAUUUUGUAUAUACGUCUUCUUCUCCUGCUGUGUGUUUAGUUGAUCCGUUUAUAAUAUCAGCAAAGUGUAGACCGACAUCUUCAUCAUCAGUUAAACACGCUGUCACUUAUUGGAGAGCAGGAUGUACAGAUAUGAGAACUGCUACACGAGUGUAUUCUUAAACUUUGUGAAACCAGAUGUUCACUCUCACCAAAACAAGCUCUUUCUUCUUCAUGAACUCCAAUGUUUAAUAAACGGACCAAUGUUCACCUGAGAGGGACUUGAGCUCAUCACUGAGGAGCUUCUAGAAGAUUCAGAACGAUUCCCUUCAGAUUGAGAGAAGCUCGCACUGGUUUCAGGAGAUCGUACUUCAUCUUCUCUGCAGCAGAAAUGUAUUUUGUGCAUGAAGAGUUCUGUUGGAGAUUCAUAAACGGAACAAUAAAGAAGUGUCGUGGGGUUAAAAGCUC